AUGCAAGAACAUUUACAAAAUCAAGGUAUAACAGAGAGAAUUCACAGAAACACUGGUCAUGUACCUAAAAUUACUAUCUCCAAUGAGACACAAAAUGAAAAUGAUCAAAAUGAAAAAAUUAUUUCGUAUUUUACUUUUAGAAGACUUUGGCAAGAAACAAUUCCUCAUCUUAAAUUUCAAUCGCCCACGAGUGAUCUUUGUGAAAUGUGUGAAACUUUUAAAGCAAAAUUGUUAGUAGCAAAGUUCAAAAAAGAUGAAUACGAUCAAAUUAAAGUUUAA
This is a messenger RNA of Racocetra persica, 279 nucleotides long. Lineage: Eukaryota; Fungi; Glomeromycota; Glomeromycetes; Diversisporales; Gigasporaceae. The record is from the annotation of a GenBank genome assembly.